CCACCCUGGUCACCACCUGUUUAACUUGCCGCCCUCUUCCAGGCGUUACAGGUUCCAGUUCGGCUGCCCCAUGUUAAUUCAGCUGAGUGUGUGCUGACGAAUUGGAUUGUAGUUUCUGAGCUUUUAACCCUUCAGUUGCUGAAACUACUGUGUAGCCUGAUAAUGUAGUGCCAUCUACAAAGUGUACACUCCCUUCUUGUAAAGGGAUUUCUUUUAAAUCAUGUUUGCAUUUUGUUAAUUUUUCAGCCAAUUCUUGACAAUUACACUGCCUUGUGAAAGUAUUUGACCCUCUAAAACUUUUCAAUCUUUCGCCACAUUUCAGGCUUCAAACAUAAAGACAUAAUUUUUUUUUUUUUUGUCAAGAAUCAACAACAAGUAAGACACAAUCGUGAAAUUGAAAGAAAUUUAUUGGAUAUUUUAUACUUUUUUUAACAUAAAAAAACUGAAAAGUGUGGUGUGCAAUAUUAUUCAGCCCCUUUACUUUCAGUGCAGCAAACUCACUCCAGAAGUUCAGUGAGGAUCUCUGAAUGAUCCAAUGUUGACUGAUGAUGAUAGAAUCCAUCUGUGUGUAAUCAAGUCUUCGUAUAAAUGCACCUCCUCUGUGAUAGUCUCAGGGUUCUGUUUAAAGGGCAGAGUGCAUCAUGAAGACCAAGGAACACACCAGGCAGGUCCAAGAUUCUGUUGUGACGUUUAAAGCCGGAUUUGGAUACAAAAAGAUUUCCCAAGUUUUAAACAUCUCAAGGUGCACUGUGCAUGCCAUCAUAUUGAAAUGGAAGGAAUAUCAGACCACUGCAAAACUACCAAGACCCGGCCGUCCUUCUAAACCUUCACCUCGAACAAAGAGAAGACUGAUCAGAGAUGGAGCCAAGAGGCCCAAGAUCACUCUGGAUGAACUGCAGAGAUUUAUAGCUGAGGAAGGAGUCUGUCCAUGGGACAACAAUUAGUCGUACACUGCACAAAUCUGGCCUCAUGGGAGAGUGGUAAGAAUAAAGCACAAAGAUAUCCAUAAAAUGUCCCGUAUAAAUUUUGCCACAAGCCACCUGGGAAACACACCAAACAUUUGGAAGAAGGUGCUCUGGUCAGAUGAAACCAAAAUCAAACUUUUUGGCCACAAUGCAAAAUUAUAUGUUUGCCGAAAAAGCAACACAGCUCACCACCCUGAACACACAAUCCCCACUGUGAAACAUGGUGGUGGCAGCCUCUUGGUUUUGGCUUUCUUUUCUUUAGCAGGGACAGGGAAGAUGGUUAAAAUUGAUGGAAACAUGAAUGGAGCUAAAUACAGGACCAUUCUGGAAGAAAACUUGUUGGAGUCUGCAAAAGACCUGAGACUGGGACGGUGAUGUAUCUUCCAACAGGACGAUGAUCGAAAACAUAAAGCCAAAGCUAUAAUGGAAUGGUUCACAAAUAAAUGUAUCUAGGUGUUACAAUUGCCAAGUCAAAGUCCAGACCUGAAUCCAAUCGAGAAUCUGUUGGCAGAGCUGAAGAUUGCUGUUCGUUCUCCAUCCAACCUCACUGAGCUCGAGCUGUUUUGCAAGGACAAAUGGGCAAGAAUUUCAAUUUCUUGAUGUGCAAAACUGAUAGAGACUUGCAGCUAUAAUUGCAGCAAAAGAUGGCGCUACAAAGGAUUAAUGCAAGGGGGCCAAAUAAUAUUGUAUGGCCCACUUUACAGGUUUUUAUUUGUUAAAAAAGUAUAAAAUUUCCAAUAAAUUUCAUUACACUUCAUGAUUGACUUUUACCAAAGUGAGUGACAUUGCUGGUGAGUUGCAAAUCAGUCCCGCCUCCAACUGGUCACUGGCUGCUCAUGGGUAAGUUGCCAAAUAUUCAGAAGCCCCCCCUCAUCCUCACUAAACAUCGUAUUGAUGAUGCACUGGUUCUCCUCCCGAAGUCAAUGGAUGAUACACCUGUCUUUCUCCAUGGCCUAACAAAACUCCUCCCUCCACCGGAGUUUUUACCUUAGCAACCACCAAGGUGUAUUCUGCUUGGCAAGCUGAUACUCAUCAGCUCCCACAGGACUCUCAUAAGCCAAAAAUGGCCCAUAGGAAUCCCUCUUCAGCUUGACAACAUCCCACACUGCUAGUGUCCACGAAUUGGUUUGUGGGUCCCACUACGGCUCGCACCGACCACAUUACGGCCACAGCUCUAGUUGUCCGCCUCAAUACUGGAGAUGCAGGACAUGGUAUAUUCUGACUCUUUGGGGACAUUGGCUAAAUUUUGCGCAUCUGGGUCUCACCAUCAUUGCCCACGAGGGUCCCACAGCAGAAGCACUCUCCAGCACCCCUCUUAAGAAUUCCAAAGAGUUUGGGUACUCCGAACUGCUGGUUUUUUUUGCAUCGUUACAAACAACACUCGGGACGUGUCCCUCCACUUGAAGGCAUAGGGAGGCUACUCUCUCGUCCAAAGGGAUGAACCUCAAUGUACAAGUGCUGAGCUGGCCAGCAAUAUAUAUAAGUAAGUAUACUCUCACCUGCUUUCCACCUCUCCCCGUUGGCAAAUCUGUGGAAGUGAGUCCAUCCACCCUGCAUGAAACUGAUGCCAAACGGAGCCCAUGCUGCAUGUGGAGGUGAGUCUGACUAUAUCUAGUCAGUCCUCCUCAACCUCACACACCAGCUCUGGCUUCUUCCUUCCCAGGUUGAUGAUGUUCCACAUUCCCAGGGCGAGCUUCUGUAGCCGGGGAUUGGAUUGCCAAGGUCUCUGCCUUUGGCCACCGCCGAGCUCACACCGCACCAGACCCCUAUUACCGCCUCUCACAGGUGGUGAGCCGAUGGGAAUGGGGACCCAUGUCAUCCUUUCGGGGCUAUGCUUGGCUGCGCAUCAUGGUGGGGGCCCAAGGCUACCAGGCACUCGCCUUUUAGCUGCACCUCCGGCUGGGGCCCCUAUGACCUGUGACCUGGUAUGGAGAACGAUGACAGUGCUGUGCAAUACGCUAUUGGGCGCUCUGAUACAGUAGCGCCUGGCGUAGGAAUUGAUCUAGAAUUUGAUGCUGAUGUACAGACAAUGUCUCCCGAAGCUUCUGAGUAUGAGACUUGCUAUGUUACCUCCCAUAAGGGACCCUGUCGCGUUGCGACAUAUAGUCGUGAUGGCCAACUAAUCGCCACAGGCUCUGCUGAUGCUUCGAUAAAGAUACUGGACACUGAGCGUAUGCUAGCCAAAAGUGCUAUGCCAAUUGAGGUUAUGAUGAAUGAGACAGCUCAGCAAAACAUGGAGAAUCACCCUGUGAUUCGAACACUGUAUGACCACGUCGAUGAAGUCACCUGCUUGGCCUUCCACCCAACUGAACAGAUCCUUGCUUCUGGCUCAAGAGAUUAUACCCUCAAACUAUUUGACUACUCAAAGCCCUCUGCAAAAAGAGCAUUUAAAUAUAUUCAGGAAGCUGAGAUGCUGCGUUCUAUCUCCUUUCAUCCAUCUGGAGAUUUCCUUCUGGUUGGAACACAGCACCCCACACUGCGUCUUUAUGAUGUCAACACCUUUCAGUGUUUUGUGUCCUGCAACCCUCUGGACCAGCAUACAGACACGAUUAGCGGUGUCAGUUACAAUCCUACAGCCAACAGCUACGUCACCUGCAGUAAGGACGGUAGCAUUAAACUGUGGGAUGGUGUAUCCAAUCGCUGUGUGACCACCUUUGACAAAGCUCAUGAUGGAACAGAGGUCUGUUCAGCUAUCUUUACGAAGAACUCAAAGUACAUCCUGUCCAGUGGGAAAGAUUCAGUGGUCAAACUGUGGGAAAUAUCAACAGGCCGAAUGUUGGUGAAAUACACAGGUGCUGGUCUUAGUGGUCGUCAGAUGCAUCGUACACAGGGUGUGUUUAACCACACAGAGGAUUAUGUUCUUCUUCCUGAUGAGCGCACAAUCAGCCUUUGCUGCUGGGAUUCCCGUACAGCAGAGAGGAAAAACCUGCUCUCUCUGGGUCACAACAACAUUGUCCGCUGCAUUGUCCACUCGCCCACCAAUCCUGGUUUCAUGACUUGCAGUGAUGACUUCAGGGCUCGUUUCUGGUACCGGCGCACCACCACAGAUUGACCUGUCUUGCCACAUCUUUUGACUCAGAGAAGCAAAGGAUUUAACACGCAGGACUUGUGUGCAGCAACAACAAAGUCAAAUGCUGUGGAAUCUUCAAGUUAGAUACAAUUGAAUUUAUUUUAUUUUUUUUCUGAGCAAUUGUACCCUCUUUUUAAUACUAUUUUGUCACGCUCGUCCACAAAGACCAUAAAGUGUUCCCCCCUGCAACACUUUGAUUUUGUUCAUGUCUUAAUCCUUUUUUUUAAACUUUUUUCCUCUUGUUACAUGUGAAUUUAGACUAAAAUCCCCUUGCUCAAACCAACAAAAUAUGACAAAGCAGUUGUAUUGUGUCUAAGACAAUUUAAUCACACAGGCAACAAUACAACACAAAAACUAUAAAACCACUAACACGAAAUAGAAGUUCAAAGACUGAGUAGUUGAGCCAAGCUACGAAUAGUCACCAGAGUUGAACAACCAGGCAAAUUUCCAGAGACGAAAGGCAGAAUGCAGUGUGGCGUGUACUUGUAUACUUGUCCAAAGAGUGGUGGUAUGAAGCUCCGUUGACGGUCCUUCUCUGUCUUCUUAUAUAGGCACUCCUCGGAACAUUUCAGAAAUCUGUAUCACAGAAGAACCGCAUCAUAACACAAAAAUAUGAAAGGAAAAUAAAGAAUAAAAAUACACACAUAACACACUGUACAGAGUUGAAUUAAAAAAAAUGUAUUCUUAACAUUAAUGACUGGUAUUCUAUAGUAGUACAAGACUGAUGUUAAACAUGGAUGUGAGCACCAAUGUUUGUUGUCCUCGAGCUUCUGCGGUUUCCUUUCUGCGUUCUGUGAGUACAACUUUUUGUGCAAUUGUCAAUGUGUUUUCAAAUCACAUAGCGUCUCCAGUGAACUUUUAUGAAUGCUAAAAAUUCAAAGUUUUUAUAAAUACAUUUCAUAUUCUUGGUGCAUAAUAAACUAAUAAUGACUUGAAACUCUAGAGAGGCUGGGUUGUAAGGGUGAGUGAGAGGAGGGAGGAAGAGUUGCUGGGUAGGGCUUCGACUAUGCGCACAUGCUCUCAUUGUUUGUCACGCCGGGGACCAAUCAUUCGCCUUGUAUCAAUGUGUCUUCCUGUUAUACACUAUAUACUGUCUUUUUUUGUGGGUGUGUGUUUGUGGAGGGGGGGUGAUGCACUGAAGCCGCAAUAGGUGAAGCGUGAAGUAAAGAGGGAUUACUGUAUAUUAUAUUUAUAAGGUUUUAUAAACAUUGAACUAAAUACCCAUUUUGUCUCAAAUAUGCAAAGUACAAAUACUGUUUACAUUUUUUUAACUGUUCUGGUGCCCACAUAAACACAUCCCCCGCUACUAAGCAGUUUUUCACUUUUCCCAUGUGGUUCUGGUCCCAAUUAACCACAAAAAAUUAAGAGUAACAAGCGUUGUACAAAUGGCAUGACCACAAUAUGAACUCUUAACUUGUGCAGGAUAAAUUCUCCACUCUAUGUUUGUUCCUUUACAAACUAAUAAAUCAGUCGCUCUAUACGCUUCUCAAGCUCUGCAGGGAAAAAAAAAGUAAGGUUCAAGAGAUUGUUUUCAAAUAUUUAAAAGAAUAUGCCUUAAGACACCCGGAGGACGACCCAGGACAUGCUGGAGAGACUGUCUCUCGGCUGGCUUGGGAAAGCCUCGGGAUCCCUCCGGAAGAAGUUCCUGGGGAAAGGGAAGUCUGGGUAUCCCUGCUGAAGCUACUUCCCCUGCGACCCGACCCGGAAAAGCGGAAGAUAAUGGAUGGAUGGAUGGAUGGAUAAAAGAAUAUGCCACUUUAUUUUUAUUGACAAUGAUCUAUCGCAAAUCAAACACCCACUUAAUCCGCUUGUUCACCGUGAUGUGGUGAAUGGUGUGACGAUCCAUGUCGAAGUUUUUCGUGGACGCUUGCUUCGAUGCACGCUUCAAUGGAAAAACAAAAGCUACAAAGUCAAGAUAAGAAGGUCUGCCUUCAGGAACAAUCGCAUCACUGCUCGCAACUUUGGUCGAAUAUUGGCUGCAGUUGGACAACUCUUACCCUCCCUCACUCUGUUUUGGACUGGGGGAUCCUUCAUGAGAACCUGUUGCUCUUACAGAGUACACACGCAUCACUGGCCAGCCUGGAUCUCCAACAGGACUUGGACACUCUCCAAGUGGUGUUCUUUGAGCUUUGCCGUAUGGAAUCGUUGAGAUCAAUUGCCCUUGGUCAUCAAAAAAUUAAACACCCACCCCAGCACGUAGCUGAGAAGGACUUUUGUCUAUAGAUGAGGUUACUGGCUCAUGGAAGCUAAAAAGGGACCAUGCUUACUGGCACCAAAUAUAAAGGGUCAUCUGUACCUGGCGGGGUGUUACAAGUUUGUGGUGUGGACUCUUAAGGAAAGAGAAAUUAUUCCUAUGAUGAGGGAUCCAUCUUGGGCUUUGAACCUGGUUGUACGUCACACAUUUUACAAAACUGUUUUCCUGCCAAGUGUUUUGGAAGAUUUGUAAAAAUGUCAGUCAGGAUAUGUGUUUAAGAAUCACAUGCUGAAUAUAUCUGUAUGCCAGUUUUUUUCA
This is a messenger RNA of Syngnathoides biaculeatus (alligator pipefish), 6547 nucleotides long. RefSeq names its product cleavage stimulation factor, 3' pre-RNA, subunit 1 (gene cstf1). The record is from RefSeq and is a predicted model, not a curated record. The coding region runs from base 2893 to 4017 and encodes 374 amino acids. Gene Ontology annotation, cellular component: mRNA cleavage stimulating factor complex. The transcript is spliced from 8 exons. Gene Ontology annotation, biological process: mRNA 3'-end processing. NCBI's taxonomy places the organism in Eukaryota, Metazoa, Chordata, Actinopteri, Syngnathiformes, Syngnathidae. Gene Ontology annotation, molecular function: protein binding; RNA binding.